ACCAGAUCCCAAGAAGCUUAUAACUAAAACCCCGCCUCUUCUAGGGUUUCAACAAUUCCUCUGCCGCCGCACCGUCCGCCGGAGCCGUAAUCUUCUUCUUCAUUCUCCGCCGCCGCUGGCCGACCGACAGACCGAUAUACAGAAGCCAUGAUUAUCCCAGAGAAGAACCGGAGAGAGAUCUCAAAAUACCUCUUCCAAGAGGGUGUAUGCUAUGCGAAGAAGGAUUUCAACCUCGCCAAGCACCCGGAAAUCGAUGUGCCUAACUUACAGGUGAUUAAGCUGAUGCAGAGCUUUAAGUCGAAAGAAUACGUGCGGGAGACCUUUGCCUGGAUGCAUUACUACUGGUAUUUGACAAAUGAUGGCAUUGAGUUCCUCCGUACCUACCUCAACCUUCCUUCGGAGAUCGUCCCAGCUACUCUCAAGAAGUCUGCUAAGCCCCUCGGUCGACCCAUGGGAGGCCCACCAGGCGACCGCCCACGUGGACCACCAAGAUUCGAGGGUGACAGGCCAAGGUUUGGAGAUAGGGAUGGGUACAGGGGUGGCCCAAGAGGACCGCCUGGUGAAUUUGGUGGUGAGAAGGGAGGAGCUCCAGCCGACUACCAGCCUGCUUUCAGGGGAUCCGGUGGAAGACCUGGAUUUGGACGAGGAUCUGGCAGCUUUGGUGGAGCACCCCCAAGUUAGAACUUGUCCUAGAUAUUCAUUUGCCAAGUUUUCGUAUUUCUUGCAAAUUAGUGGUUAGAUAUUGGAACUGGCGUGGAAGCCCUUUCUUUCGCUUAGAAACGCUAUAUUGUAGUAUGAUCUUUUCUUAAAAUUUGUUACUUUGAACAUUAAUACUGGUUUCUCAAGUUAUUACCAGAGCAAGAAUUUUUGUUUUGCGAAUCUA
Olea europaea var. sylvestris is the source of this 883-nucleotide messenger RNA. Its product is annotated as 40S ribosomal protein S10-1-like. Gene Ontology annotation, molecular function: RNA binding; structural constituent of ribosome. The coding region runs from base 148 to 681 and encodes 177 amino acids. The transcript is spliced from 5 exons. Lineage: Eukaryota; Viridiplantae; Streptophyta; Magnoliopsida; Lamiales; Oleaceae. Gene Ontology annotation, cellular component: cytosolic small ribosomal subunit. The record is from RefSeq and is a predicted model, not a curated record.